Messenger RNA from Saccostrea cuccullata (small rock oyster), 2288 nucleotides. RefSeq lists its product as uncharacterized. The transcript is spliced from 3 exons. NCBI's taxonomy places the organism in Eukaryota, Metazoa, Mollusca, Bivalvia, Ostreida, Ostreidae. Bases 60 to 2201 code for a protein of 713 amino acids. The record is from RefSeq and is a predicted model, not a curated record.
AUUUAUCUUUAAACGAGGACUUUGAUCAAAAUGCCUCAAAAACUGGACACAAGAUCAGAAUGAGAAAUGGAGUUGUAAAAAAGAGAAAAAAAAAUGAAAGGGGAAACUCAUCUCAGGAGCGGUCAGGUGUUAAAAAGUCUAGAUCUCAAUCUCCCAAAGUAAUGAUCCAGAAUUGCUUGCAAGAAAUUGCGGUGUCAAUAACUAAGAAUUCUAAAACAGUUACCACCAGGAAGUCUAAAAAAGUCUGUAUAGUUCAGAAAACUACAAGGGUGAAAAAGGAACUUUUCCCUGUGAACAGGAAGAAAAGUGGAAAGACAGUGAAAGACAUCUCACACUCAUCAGCUUUAAAGUUGCAAAAGAAAGGUACAAAAGCCAGUCCUGCUAAGAAAGGUGUCUCGGAAAAAAAGAAGCAUGGUAUUGUGAAACAGAACCAGUCUUCUACAAGAAGUGAUCAAAAUAAAACCACUAAAAAUAAGAAGACGAGCACAGAUGAGAAAGUUUUGAAAUCACAGAAAGGAGCAAGUCCUCUGGAGAAAGAAGAUAAAGUAGCAAAUAAGACACAACCAAGAAAAUUACCUGUGAAACCAGUUAUAAGGAUUCACCAAGGUCUUAGAAACACAAGUUUGAAAACAUUUAAAGCUCAACAGAACGGCAAAAAAGUAAAAGAGCUGACCAAGAAUAUACCUCAGAAACCCUUUCCUUGUGCAUUCUGCCAGAAAAGAUUCAAGAAAGCCUCACAAAUUGAGAAGCAUAUCAAAGAUGAUCACAAGUGUUCACGUUGUGACAAAGUACUGGACUCCAAGGAAGCAAAGCAGAGACAUUUCUAUGGUUUCCAUGCUACAGAGGUACAUAAAUGUGUUACUUGCCAGAAGGAAUAUAACUAUCCUUUCCACCUAAGGAAACACUUUGAAUCUCGUUCACACAAAGACCUCAUAAAAUGUCUCAUCAAAGAAAUGAAAAAGUUAUCCAGGGGAACAUCUUCCAUCAGAGGGAAAGCUUUGAAAGAUGGAAAUUCAAAACCAGCCAUUUGCCCAAGUGAGACUUCAAACCAUGACCUUACAGCGUAUGACAAAACCUCACAAUCUAGGUCAAGAAAAAAAGUGAAAUUCAUGGAGAUGGAAAACACUUUCUUUGAUGAAAAUGCGGAUUUAUUAGAGCUUAUUCACAAAAUAGAGUACACUAGUGGAGAAAGUGGCAUUGUUAGGCACUUCCUCUACAAAGAUCCAGAACUUGCAGAAAUUCAAUCCUGCCUAAAGGAAGAGUCUAACUCAAGCACUUGCUACGAGGAGAUAGAAAUUGUCAAGGAGUACAGCAUCACAAGCCACUGUGAGAAUUUCCUGGAAGAUGCAGGUCAUCCCUUAGCCAUCAGUGAUAGCUCAAGGUCAUCAGAACGAAGGGACAGUGAGACAAGCAUAUCAAGUGAAUCAAGUGAAUUGUCUGAAAUGAACCAUGGAUGGAACGAUUCCUAUGUUUCAAAUAAUGUUACCAUGGAACCAGUAAUGUACGGUAAAGCCAGGCUAGAGAGUAAUUCAAAUUCUGCAAUGUCAGGGUGGUUUUCAGCAGCAUUUGAUGUUAUUGAGCAAAGAAAUUUGGAUGAUGAUCCUACAUAUUCUUCAUACUUGGGAUUGCUAAGCAAUGAAUCUGGAAUGCAAAUCUGCAGUGUUUCAAGUACAGUUGAUCCAUUAAACAGAUCAACACAAGAAUAUACCAAAACGUACCAGGAAUUAUCUUGCAUUUCAAGUGCAAAAGACCUUGGUUUCAUGGAGAAAGGUCCAAUAGGCAUCUUCUCCAGUCACGAGAUGGAAAAUGGAAAUCAUCUCCAGAAUAACCAUUUUAGAGCAGGGGACUUUUCUCUGACCAAUUCCAAUUCUUACACUUGGAGCAAACAAGACAGAUCUUGUUUGCAGCCUCCUGGAGCAGUAAGACAAGAGCUAUUAAGCAACGGGAACAGUUUAUGUCCUUUGUCUCCAUCUGUGUAUGGAGGGCAUCAGACAAUGUCCUGGAUUCACCCUCGUCAGACGGCAAAUGAUACUCUUGAUGCUGCCCAAAGUCUGAUUAUGCUGUCAAACCCAGAACAGGGUAUCUCUCCAGAAGUGGAUAACCGAUCUACUGAUAAUGAAUCAACAAAUAAAGAUGUUCAGAUGGAAUGGGAGUCAAUCUGUUCAGAAAUUCAAAGAGAUGUUCAGGAGUAUACAGAAUAGUGGAUGUUUUAAAGGUGCAGGAUGGUAGAAACAUUUGUAACCGAGUAUUAAACAUUGAUAUACAAAUACUUGUACAUGCAAAUAAUG